AUGGACGUUACAGGACACACAUUUCCAUACCACCUUCCAAAGAUCCUGGAUGAUCUGUCAUCAUGCACCUUUGUUUCUCUGGACUUUGAGUUCUCUGGGAUUGCAACCACCGUCGCCGGACGAGGACCACAGAGUCUACAGCAAAGGUAUCAAGAAGUGAAAGAAUGCGCGGAUAAAUACCAGAUCUUACAGGUUGGUAUGACUACUUGUCAUGAAGAUACUUUGAAUGCAACGUAUACACUCAAACCGUACAAUCUAUAUUUGAACCCAAUCAUUGACCGUAAGCUCGAGGUAGAGCGGACGUGGUCUUUCCAGAGCGGAGCUGUUGAAUUUCUGCUAGAGAACAAGUUCAGCAUGGACGCUUUGCACAGAGAUGGUGUCCCCUAUCUAUCUAGAGAAGAAGAAGCGCGGGCCAUUUCCAAGGUGAUCGAACGUCACAACCGUUCCGCAUUGCGUAGGUCUCUGGAUGUUAAAGAAACCGAAUACGAGUCAAUCGAAUUUCUCAAGAUCGUUCGACAGCUAGUCGAUGCCUGGCUUGCUCUUGGUGAUAAACGUGAGCAUUAUCUCAAUAUACCGCCACCCACUCGCCUUAUUCAAGCCCAGAAACUCAGAUCCCUGCCGUCGGUAUUGAAUAGGUUCCAGAAAAGGCUUGUCCACCAACUGAUCGAAGCGGAAUACCCCUCUCUGGUGAGUAUUGGGAAGCCCACAUUCGUCCAAAUUAUCGACUACAAUGAAGAGCGGGAGAAAGCAAUUCGAGACCAGAGGGUAAAGUGGGUUGAAGAACAUGCCCGGAGGCAGACCGGCUUCAGAUGGGUAGCAGAGGCAUUAGUUGGUGGUGAUCUCUCUAACCUUGAUCCGCAUUCUUUCUCUAUCCUAAGCACAAAUAAUGCUCAAGCUGGACAGCGAAGUUAUGCGCUUAAGGAUUUCUCAGACAGACUUAAGGAGCGUCUCAAAUCCCAUCAGCUCCUGCUCGUGGGCCACAACCUUUUUACAGAUCUAAUAUACUUUUGCCGCACCUUUUUUGGACCCCUACCGGACCGUCUUGAGGAUUUCCAAUCUCUGGUGCAUGACCUUUUUCCGCUGCUCGUUGACACAAAAUACAUGGCCACCCAUAACUGCGGCUCGAUCAACCCAAGAUCUUCAUUGCAGGAAAUAAACGACAGCCUGCUACAGACUCCCAUACCUGCAAUCAGCAUACAUCCACAGUUCGCAAAGUACCACACCCAAAAGAUUGACCACGAGGCAGGCUAUGAUAGCUUGCUUACGGCUCAAGUAUUCAUAAAGCUUUCCGCACAGUUACGUGGCGAGCAGUCCACGGUGAAUGCAAGCCCAGAGUUACGUACCUCGAAGGCAUCUCCUCGCGCCAAAAGGGGAAGCUCCCGUAGAAAGUUCAAACUACAUGAACUAAGCGAAGCCCUUGACGAAGUAGAUAAUUCUCGGGCGCGUGUUGGAGAGCAACCGGCCCUUUCAUCUGAGGAAGUAAGAAAGGCCAACAACGGCGAACUAAUUCCACGAUCCGGCUCACCAUUCUGGAGCAUCUAUGCUAACAAAAUACGUGUCUUUGGAACUGAGGAGAGAGUCUGCAACAUUGGAUGA
Molecule: messenger RNA, 1596 nt
Organism: Aspergillus ochraceoroseus IBT 24754
Lineage: Eukaryota; Fungi; Ascomycota; Eurotiomycetes; Eurotiales; Aspergillaceae
Product: CAF1 family ribonuclease
Exons: 5
Coding region: 1-1596 (531 amino acids)
Biological process (GO): nuclear-transcribed mRNA poly(A) tail shortening
Cellular component (GO): cytoplasm
Molecular function (GO): poly(A)-specific ribonuclease activity; RNA binding
Source: RefSeq, a predicted model, not a curated record